AUGAUCUUUACCAACUACAUCCGUUUCUGCCCACUCAUCUGGUUCACACUGAUCUUUGGAAGUUAUGCGUAUGACCUGAGCGAACGUCUAGAGCCAAAAGGUGCUCUCAAAGUGAGACUUGACCAUGAUCUUGCAAUAACUUGGCCGAACAGACUGAAAAAGAAGGGCAAGCAAAUUCGUCGAACUUUUCUCUGGUCAACUCAUCUCAAGUUCAUGAAUCCUGUCAGUGAGAUCAACGAUGGCCAACUCUGGCAAAUGGCAGACGAUGCAUAUAAGGAAAUGCAGGCAGAGCAAAAGCUAUAUGGGGUCAACAGUAAAAAGGACACGCCAAAGGCUAUUUCCAUCCUCGCGUUUGGGAACGAAAUUAUCAUUUCUUCCACGAUUAAAGGAAUGAAGCCUUUUGCCUACGAGUAUAAAAAGAGCGCGGUGUCAGCUACUCUGCAGAAGUGCCAAUCGGAUUGGGCAGAGGCAGGAGGGUCCGCGGACCAGAGACACAAGAAUCAAGGUGGCUGCUCUGAAGUCAUGUCCGCCCAGCUAUAUUAUUCCAUCUAUUCCAAAGAUGAUAACCCUCUUUCUGGACGAAAUGCGAGAAUUUGCGCGGUUGUGGCUGUGGGCGACUCGCCAGCUGAGCGAGAAAAUCCAUGUGGAACAGACAGAACUCGGUUGCAGGAUAUUUGGGGCUGCAACAAGUUUGUAGCGGAAGAGGGCCUGGAUGAUAUAGAUAAGACCAUUGAUGCGGAGUCCUAUGAUCUGAGUACACUGGCAGGCGGAAUUGAUACUAUAGAUCAAAUCCAAAUAUGUGAAGCCUCGGAAAGUGAGUCCGAAUCUGGGAAGCAGGACUCGAAGUCGUGA
Molecule: messenger RNA, 852 nt
Organism: Penicillium manginii
Lineage: Eukaryota; Fungi; Ascomycota; Eurotiomycetes; Eurotiales; Aspergillaceae
Exons: 2
Coding region: 1-852 (283 amino acids)
Source: RefSeq, a predicted model, not a curated record